AUGGCUACACCUUCAGAGGGCCCGCCGUCUAGGGACGGGCUCAGCCCGCCCGACGACGGCAUGCUCGGCCCCGGCGACACGGGCAGCACCCACGCCCAGCUGGGUCCGGACGAGCGUGAGCGCUCCCGACGCCUGGAGAACGGUGGUGACUCGUCGCGCCCGUCGCGCGAGCGCUCGCGCAACGGCUCCCGGAGGCCCAGCGGCUCGAGGGUCUGCGGGAAGUGCAGCGGACACCUGACGGGCCAGUUCGUCCGAGCAUUGGGCGACACGUACCACCUCGAGUGCUUCACCUGCCAUGAUUGCGACAAGAUUGUAGCCUCCAAGUUCUUCCCCGUGCCCGAGCAGGGGCCCAAUCAAUACCCGCUCUGCGAGACGGACUACUUCCGCCGUCUCGACCUCCUCUGCUUCUCCUGCGGCGGCGCGCUGCGCGGCUCGUACAUAACCGCCCUCGACCGUAAAUACCACAUCGAGCAUUUCACCUGCUCCGUCUGCCCCACCGUGUUCGGUGCUCAGGACAGCUACUACGAGCACGAUGGCAGCGUAUACUGCCAUUUCCAUUAUUCCACAAAAUUUGCCCAGCGGUGUAACGGCUGUCAGACGGCCAUCCUGAAGCAGUUCGUCGAGAUUUUCAGAAAUGGCCAGAACCAACAUUGGCAUCCGGAGUGCUACAUGAUUCACAAAUUCUGGAAUGUGCGCCUCCAUACGACCGGCCAGCCGGUUGUUGAGAAGGCGAUGGCGGGAGAAGAAGACACUAAUGAGCUGAGGAAAGACGUCAGGAUGGAGGAAGAGAAGAUUGAGGAGCGUGUCAACUGGAUCUGGAAGACGCUGUCGGCCUUUGAGGAGCGCUCCGCCACUUGCAUCUCCGACAUGCUGCUUCACGUCAGCAACGGCGCAUAUUUCGACGGGGUUCUGGCUGCCCGGAGAUUCAUUGUCCACAUCGAUCUUCUGUUCGACGGUGCCGACGAGCUCGACAAAGUCCUGGUCGAACAGACGCCAAAAGGCCUGUCUUACUCCCGCGAGGCGAAGCUGCUGUGUAAGAAAGUCGUGGCCUUCUUCCAGCUGCUUGCCCAAUCACAAGAUACAGGAGUACGACGAUUGGGCGUCACGCAGGAAUUGCUCUCGCUGGUCACUGGCCUCGCACACUACCUCAAGCUCUUGAUCCGCAUCUGCCUGCAGGGUGCGCUGAAGCUCGAGCGGGAGACCGGCAGCGCGUCAGGGCUCAGUGGGUUCAUGGACCAGAUCAACUCCCUCGAACCGAAGCUUGAGCAAGACGACGGCACCGAUGCCGGGAGCGACUCUGUGGCCCUUGUUCAACGAACGGCGGACACCUGUCCGGUUUGUGACAAGCCUGUCGAAGACAAAUGCUACAUGGCUAGCAAUAGGGUCUUCCAUGUCGCUUGCAUGAAGUGCCAAACCUGCGACAAAGAGCUUCGAGACCAUCACGAGGCCCGAUGGAGCCGGACGAGCGAGAAGUUGCUGUGCGCCAACGAUGCGGCAAGUGUCUCAGACGCCGAAGCCGGCUUUGUGCAAGUGACGAGGCUACGGCAAUACGUCCACCUUCUUAGGGUUGCACACGCGCGUCUUCUGGCAACUCUUCGCACGAGCGGCGCGCUUCCUCACACCUCAGACGACCCCAACUUGAUGGACUAUGAUUCCAAUUCCGGCCACCGUGUCUCCCCUGCGGGCUCCGAGCAAGCAGCAGAACCGCCGCUGCUCAGGUCGGAUACCAGAUCAAAGUCCUACACUGGCCACAACAACGAAAGGGCCACGCCCUCGUCCUACGAACAGACCCUCGGCGACAUCAGAAGAUUGCGUUCCACGCGACUCGACAAGCAUCUGUCUCAGACCAUGAAACGUGCGAGGACUUCACGGGUCAUGGAUGGUCCGGAAGGCAUCCGUCCCGGCUCUGCCAGUGACGCUCAGGGAGGCAGCGGCCCUAACAUGACGAUCGAGCAGGGACGCGACUACAACGAGACCGGACCCUUGACUUUCGGCACCAAUGGAGGCAUUGCCCUGGACGACAUUCCCCGCAUCGUCGCCGCCGAGCAGGCGAAAGACCAAAGACCAAAUGCGGCCAAGUAUGCACGCGACCACCUCGUUGGACAAGAACCAAGACCAAAGUUGGUUAACGGUCACAGGAGAGAUGUAUCAGGGGCGCAAGAGCUGGAAAAGGCUGCGGCUGGAGAGGGUCAGUACGGCAAGAAGUAUUUCUCGGAGCUCACGGCUCUGGAGUACUUCAUCGUCCGCCACGUCGCUGUGCUUUCGAUGGAACCGUUGCUGGAGGGUCACUUCAACCAGGAGGAGCUUCUGGAACUCAUCGAGAACCAGAAGCGUCCGACGUUCUGGGGCAAGUUUGGCAAGGCGUUCAAGGGCAACGAGAAGCCAAAGGGCGGGAAGAGGAAGGGCGUCUUCGGCAAGAGUUUGGAAUACGUCGUGGAAAAAGACGGCGCCGAAUCCACCGAUUGCGUAGGCCCCGGAACGCUCAAGGUCCCCGCCCUGGUUCAGGAUGCAGUGUCUGCCAUGCGUACCAUGGACAUGUCGGUGGAGGGUGUCUUCCGGAAAAACGGAAACAUCAAGCGUCUGCGAGAACUGACGGAGGAGAUCGACGCAAAGGGCGGAGAUGCCGUCGACCUGACACGUGAGAGCCCCGUGCAAGUUGCAGCACUGCUGAAGAAAUUCCUUCGUGAGCUGCCCGACCCCGUAAUGACCUUCAAGCUGCACCGGCUAUUCAUUACCGGAGCAAAGAUUCAAGAUGAGGACAAGCGAAGACGUGUGUUACAUCUCACGUGCUGCCUUAUGCCCAAGGUCCAUCGUGACACAAUGGAGGUGCUGUUCACAUUCCUCAACUGGGUAUCGUCCUUUUCCACUGUGGAUGAGGAUACCGGUAGUAAAAUGGACAUCCACAACUUGGCAACGGUCAUUGCCCCCAACAUCUUGUACUCCAGCAUGAAGAGCCCGGAUAUGGACUCUAGUUUCCUCGCAAUUGAGGCGGUACACUCCCUCAUCCAGUGCAACGAGUCCAUGUGCGAGGUCCCGGAGGAUCUCCAAUCGAUCCUGGCGGAUUCGUCCAUGUUCGACCUCAACGCCGAACUCACGACCAAAGAAAUCCUGAAGCGCGUGGGCGAGCUCGGCAAGACCCCGCAGGCCACGGUGCCGGGGCCGCAGCAGGUAAACCGCAACUCGGGCAGCCGGUCGUCUGCGCCGGUGGUCGCACGCAUCGAAUCUGAUCCGGCAUCGUACCAGGCAGAGAGCUCGGUGCGGCACGUUGGAGGGCGAAGAGACAACGGAGAGCUGGGACCGCCGCAGCCACCAUACGGGAACGCGUCGUCGGACUCGCACAGCGACCGCGGAUCGCCCAGCAGAUAUAGGGAAAACCGGUCAUCACAGUACCGGGGGCCUGGGGUGGGAGUUACCGGCGCCGGGUCUCAUAGCUCCCGCCCUCCUAGUAGCACUGCCGCCCCUUUCCUGCUGCCCGCUCUUAAGAAGCUCUCUGCGUCACGACUUCACGAUCCCAUCCUUCACCAGUCCUCCGGUCCUUCCUCCGCUUUUCGCCGCUCCGCCACCCAGGCCCAACAAUCCGCAGGCGCCGCAGUCGCCGCAGUCGCCGCAGUCGCCGCAGUCGCCGCAGUCGCCGCAGCGCAAGCCUUCGCACACCUCAGCAUGUCGUCCAUGUUCACCCUCCCCUCAAUUCGCCUACCCAGCUUCGGCCUCGGUUCCAAAGGCCCCCGCGUCGAGCUCCCGUCCGUCGAAAUCCACGAUGUCGAGACCGCCGCGGAGAAGCGGCCGCGCACGCUGAAGCACCUGCUGCGCGCAAACCACGCCAACCACAGCAUUGUGUACAAGGACGGAAGGUGUCGGAACAACACUGCUCACAUACUAGGUGCUGCCUACGUCCUCGGCGCAACGGCCGACCACAUGAACGAGAUCUACGAUAGGGAAGCUGAGCAGCUCGAGCCUUGGCAAGAUGCGCCAUGCGAAAUCGCGAAGCACGACUGGCGCGACUUUCUCGGCAAGAGAGAGUAUCAACGCGCCUUCGUCGACUUUUUCGAGGAUCAGUUGGUGCAGUACAGCUAUGACUGGAAGAAGAUGCUGGACGACUAUCUUUUUGCCGGCGAACAACCGCUGAUCAACAACAUGAUCGCUGGAUUCGGCCAUCCGCUCAUUCACCUCGGGUACGCUUUCGAACUGAAAUCCCGCACGCUCGCGAUCGAGGCGCUCGCAUUCAGCACCUGCUACUACAACUUCAUGCACCGCUACCUCGACGACGCCAAGUACACCCGCGCUCCGACCAACCCGACGACGUCCCUCGCGGAGAUUCUGAAGCGCGUCGCGGCGGACAAGCGCUUCGACGGUAUAUUCGACAGCCCCGGUGGUGCGAACGUGGAGACCUUGUUCGAUUUAAAGGAAGAGGCUGUGCUGGAACACUGGAACAACUGGCAGAUUUAUGGUUACAACAGUAGCAGCAGCAGCGGCAGCUCGAGCCCCACUGGCACCACAAGCCCGACCAGCCCACGCGAGAGGAUCACUUUUACGGAGCAGUUCCUCGAAGCGCAGAAGCUGGUGGUUGCGUUGCUCAUGGCGAAGAGCAGCGGUGACAGAAAGAGACGGUACGACUUUUAUGCCACGCAGCUGGUGACGGCGAGCCACGCCGUGCGGGUGCUGCUCCCGUUGAUUCCAACAAAGUUCCACGUUCCGCUGGUGAGGCAAUGGUGGCUGUUCGUGCUCUCCACGUACAUUGCGCAAUUGCGCCCCAAGGUUGACGUUGUGGCGUUCGAUAACGAAGACCUGGAAGAGGGCAGAGGCUGGAGCGAUGUGCAGAGCUGCGCGCUGAAGGGACGCUUCUGCUUGGACGGAAACUACGUCAAAGCGAUCCGCGCCAUGCAAGACGCAGCGAAGACUUGGCCUGACGACAAGCGCUUCUUCUUGAAGGCGGCGGUGCGUUUCUCGACCGAGUUCGACGGGUGGGGAGGGUUCGGGGCGUUUGGCGACGAGGACGUGCGCCUCCACACGCGCACCCGCCAAACCAGCAUCGUGGGAGAUCUGGGCGAAGAAGCCUACCGCGCGGGCGGUGGCAGGAGGACCAGCAUCAUUGACCAACCUGGUGUUGGUGGCAUAGCUGGUCCCGGCAGACGAACUAGCUGGGCACCGACGUUUACCACUAGUGGAAGUGAGGGAAGCAGCCGAAGAAGCUCCUAG
Messenger RNA from Diplodia corticola, 5196 nucleotides. Its product is annotated as rho gtpase activator. Bases 1 to 5196 code for a protein of 1731 amino acids. Lineage: Eukaryota; Fungi; Ascomycota; Dothideomycetes; Botryosphaeriales; Botryosphaeriaceae. Gene Ontology annotation, biological process: signal transduction. Gene Ontology annotation, molecular function: oxidoreductase activity. The transcript has 10 exons. The record is from RefSeq and is a predicted model, not a curated record.